AUGGGCACCUAUGACAAGAUUGAAAACGACAAUGGCGUCGUUACAGUCGUCGACGACGGCUCGGACUCCGACAGCAGCACUCGUUCGCGGCACCGUCGUCGCAGAGCCCCCAGCCCCGGACCGCCGCGGUCUGCCUUUGCCUGCCAAGAUGGAAACGUCCCCGACAUUGUCUACUCUUUGAAGAGGUUUGGCAAGUAUAAUCGCCUCAUUGACCGCCGCGUAAGUGACAAGCCGUACGACAAGCGCGACAUGUCCGAGGAUGUCGACGGCACGUACGAUGACAAUAAGCCCGUCAUUGAGAUCCUCACCAAGACCUAUUCGCAUCGUCGAGCAGGACGUUCGCGCCUGCCGCGACCUCCUCGCUACAUACCCCCAAGAGGCUCCCGCUCCAGGUCUGUGUCCGUGUCGUCUGUAGAGAGCGAGUACGAUUCCGACGACGCCACCGCCGUUGUCGACGUCCGCACCCCUACCAUGAUCAUCCACUCGGAGCACCUCACAAACGCCCUCCAUGCCGUUGUGGCCUACUACCCCAGCGUCGACCUGUCCGGCGGCGUUCCCAAGUUCAAGGCCCCCUAUCGUCCCCUGUACCACCAUCGCCGCGAGCUUGCAGAGUAUCGCGACAACCAGCCCUCGUGCCACGACGCCGAGUACGUCGAGACGACAGCCCGCCACAUUGAUGUGCUCCUGCGCUUCCUCGACGGCAACCUCGGCGAUGCGCUCCGCCGUGAGGAGGAGCGCCACGCGCUGGACACGCCGCUGGCGACGCACGAGUACUUCUGGCUGCUCCUGAAGCCGGGGACCGUCUUCUACACCAAGAAGGACCACAUAUGGACCGCUUACGUCCUCAGCAGCUUCUCGGCCCCGCGAAGCAGUGACGAUACCUAUCGCGUCACGGGCUGGCUCCUCGAGUCCAACGGCCACCGCCUGGAGCGCAACCUCGAGGAGUUCGCCGUGUCGCGCUGGCAGGGCGAGCAGCCCAUCGCCAGCCUAUCCCUCGUGCCGGAGCCGUUUUGGGGCGAGGACCUCGCGGCUCAGGGCGGACUGUCCAUGCGUGACAAGCAGAUUGAGGAGGGCAAGCUGUGCUGGGAGCUGCUCAAGCGUCCUACGUACAUGCAGUACGACGGUGAGCUGAUCGGCUCCUGGCCGGGCGAGGAGGGAAUGCGGGCCGACCAGACGGGCUUCAUGAAAGGUCGUGUCAUCUGCGACGACGCGGGCUUCAACAAGUUCUGGCACUUUGCCACCGAAAGGUCCGGCCGUUCUCGAAGCCCGUCGUAUCGUCGGGGCAGACGCCAUCCACGCCCCGUCGAAGGUCCCACGCGCGACCACUUGCCCACCAGCCUGCCGCGCUGCAGCUGCCGCGUCUGCUCGCAGAACCGCCCAGCGGACGGCACCGACAGCAGCCCCUAUCGCGGCUUCGAGGGCCUCCGCCCAGACAAGGACACUCCCCCUGAUAGCGACCUGUUCUACCUCAUACUCAGCAAGGCCAUCCCAGGCUUCCUGCUCGGCACGCGUCGCUGGGGCAACCUCUACGUCGGCAGCCUCAAGCCCGUGGUGACGGACAAGGAGGCGUUCAAGUACCUCGUCGUUGACGAUGACAUCAAGCGCACCGUCAAGGCUCUCGUCGGACAGUUCGCGUCGACUUCGACGGGCGACAACCUAUCGCCGUGGGGCAACGACUUCGUGCGCAACAAGGGCGAAGGGCGCAUUUUCCUGCUGCAUGGACAGCCAGGCGUCGGCAAGACGUGCACGGCCGAGUGCAUCGCCGAGCAGUCUGGUCGGCCGCUCAUCGCGCUCACGGGCGGCGAUCUGGGCAGCGCCAUGUCGCACUCUCAGAUCGAGCGUCGCCUCAACUACUUCCUCGAGCUGGGCCAGCGCUACGGCGCACUCGUGCUUGUCGACGAGGCCGACGUGUAUCUGGAGCGUCGCCGCGCCAGUGACAUGUCGCGCAACGGGCUCGUCUCCAUCUUCCUGCGCGCCCUCGAGUACUACCGCGGCGUCCUUGUCCUUACCACCAACCGCGUCCGCGCCUUCGAUACUGCCUUCCUGAGCCGGAUCCACGUCGCUCUGCACUACAAGAACCUGACCGACGAGCAUCGCGAGCGCAUCUGGACGCACAACUUUGACCGCCUCGCCCGCGACUCGGCCGGCCGCGUCCGCGUCAGCGAGGCCGCCAGGGCGUACGUCUGUAGUGACCGUGACGUCCGUCACAUUGCCUGCAACGGCCGCGAGAUCCGCAACGCCAUGCAGACGGCUCUUGCCUUGGCUGAGAGCGACGCCAAGGAUGAGGGCGUCGCCGACGGCGUCGUGACUCUCUGCGAGAAGCACCUCCGUGCCGUGCUCGACAUGACCAGGAGCUUCAAGGACUACGCCACUGCGUGCAUGAGCAACGUCAUGUCGCACGGCGAGCAGGCCGAGUUCGAGGGAUCCGAGCACGGCCCAGCUGCCCAGCUACCCGAGGUGUACUACUCCUCUGACGAUGAUCUUUGA
Molecule: messenger RNA, 2487 nt
Organism: Purpureocillium lilacinum
Lineage: Eukaryota; Fungi; Ascomycota; Sordariomycetes; Hypocreales; Ophiocordycipitaceae
Molecular function (GO): ATP binding; ATP hydrolysis activity
Source: RefSeq, a predicted model, not a curated record